UGUCACCGUGCAACCGGAACGCACAAAAAUGAAGUUGAAGGUCCAAAAAAGAUGAGGUUGUCAACGAAGGUUGUACGUUCUAGGUCUCGUGGGCCCUUGUAUUCUGUGGAAUACCUUGACCUAUCUUGUCUUGGUAUCGUUACAAUCGAUGGGUUGAAACGAUGCAGCAGAUUACAAGUUCUUCUUCUACAAGGGAAUCAUAUAGAGAUCGUACAAAACUUGGAAAUGUGUUACAGCCUAUGGAAGUUAGAUCUCUCCAACUGCAAGUUGAGCAACAUUGACGGCUUGUCAAAGUUCAUCGCCCUGGGUACCCUAAACCUUGCCAAUAACAACCUAGCAUGGCCGGAGCUGAUGAAGAUCCGCCAUAUGCACAUCUUAGACCUCAGUCUCCAUGGCAACAACAACAUGGAGAAAGAUAAAUACUAUCGUAUUCAUGUGAUUGACAGCCUUCCUAAUGUUUGGAUGCUAGACGGUCGCAUUGUCACAUCUGCUGAGCGAAUCCAGGUGGAACAUUUUUUCCAGGACUCGGCCCUCAGUGAAAGACCAGUUAGGCACAAGUUAACACGAGAGCAGUUUGUGCCAUCUUCUAUGAAAAAGCUCCAAGUCAGUGGAAUAUAUGGUGAACGGACCACGCAUUUCAUGAUGCGGUUCCCAACAAAGGGUGCCCUCAAUGUUGAGACAGAUAACAGGAGAUUGCGAUAUUUAUCAUACUGCUUGCAGUUUGACCUACUUCUGGAAGUGCAGCACAGAAAGAGAAACCAGAGACUAACGCUAUAUGAGUCUAACUACUUGGAGUGUCUGCUGGGGGCUAGACCCAUUGAGAGAGACAGGUGUAAUGUACUCCUGCUACUACUCAUAGCGUCGCUGGAAUUCUCUCUCCCUACUAACCUGGUCCAGGAAACCCUCAGUGCUGCCAAGCUGAUGGAAAUAGGGGGUGUGGAUACCAUUGAGUUAUUCUUGAUGCCGAGGGAUCAUAGAUGUCAGAUUGCUUCACUCCUCCUCAGUGCAGUCAAAGUGGACAGAGACGACAAAAAGGAUGGUGGUCUGUACGAUCGGUUGUACCUGUGCCUGUACCACACUGUGACUGAUCUAUAUAGGAGGAUGCAUGCAGACAUUGAUCCAUCUUCCCCUCAGCCUUCCCCAAGGAUAAAUGAAGAGUCCAGGGAAUUCAAGUCACUCUUAGCAGCAGAGGUUGUUCAGCUCUUCUGCAUCGUACCUGUCUUCUUUGACUACGUCACCAAGGAGUCUGGGGUCAUGCGUCUGGUUUCAUUGGCCACAGCGGAUGUAACCGUUGUGGAUAAGGUCGCUGAACUCAUCGAGCGAAUAACAAGACAAGGGGGUGACCUGAGGCGCAUCAUCGAGGAGGUAGCAGAAUUCAUCAUCAACGGACUCAACAAGAACACCAAGAUUGUUUUAAAUAAAAGAAUACCAGUCAAAAGCUCUUCUAGCUAUGUAUUGUCUACACCAAAAGCCCUUCCUAGAAGACCCCAGUCCUCCCCCGUCCAUGCCAGUUCGUAUCUAGCCGUCGGUCGACCAAGCCCAGAGCGCCCUCUAACAUCUCGAACACGUCCAUCUACAGCUCAGAGUCUGAGCGUGACCGGACGACAACAACGACUGCCGAGACUCGGAGAUAAGAUGCUGUUAGCGCCUCAAAAUCUUGGGUUUAUCAUCGCGUUGCCGGAGUGUGACAUCGCUCUGGUGCAGCUGGAUUGCAUACCAGACCUGAUCCUUAAUCUCAAGGCACAAGCCCCCAAUGGCUCAGUAGUGAAGAGUACCAGUGAUGUUGAUAAGAACUACUGUUACAUUGACAUGAAUCAAGUGAGAUGGGAUGGUCAAUACCAGUACUGGAAGCCAGUCGGAACCACGGGUGAUAGGAUAACAAUACAGAAUAUUGAGGAGAAGCUCCCGUCCAAUCCACCCACCAGCCCAACCACGGGUAACACGCCCCCUUACAGCCCAAGGGAGGACCCGCACUUACCCCCAUCACCAGCAGGAGAGAUAGAUGAUUUGCCACGUUCUGUCUCGGUCCUCCUCAGAGAGAGUCUUAGAAUCUCUCCUCAAAUCCACAUCCUCGACAGUAACGAGUCUGCGUCGCCUCCAACUACAAAUCGAUCUCCUCCAACUACGAAUCGAUCUCCUCCGACUACAAAACGAUCGCCACGACAGGAAGAGACAAAUGAGAUAACGGAACUCACCAAGAGUUCAGAUGAGGCUGUGCUUUACGAUUGCGUCAAGUGUGCGAUGGAAGUUGUGAGAUUGAACAAUGAUUUCAUGAGCCCAAGAGAUGGAGAUGAUGAAGGGAGAUUGGAAGAAGAUGCUGAGGAGGAAAGGAGAUUGGAGGAGAGUGGCGAUUAUGAGGAAGAGAACGAAGCAAGAGAAGAGAGGCCAGCGUCGGCGCGCUCCUUGAGGGGUUUGACCGAGAGGGCAGUCGAUGAUCGUUUACUGGAUGAGAUCACUGAUGCUAACACUCAAACUCCACCCGGUACAAGGAGGAUUAGUCGUCAAUCUUCUACUGAGAAAAUAGUUUGUGAGCAACCAGACGAAAGGCAGCUCCCAGCAAGACCGAAGACAGCAAGCGGGCCAUCAAGAGCAACAUCGGCAAAGUCGACGGCAAGCAAUACCUCAGUUACAAGCACUCGGUCUCGUACCAUAGAGGUUGAUCUAAGACCAGAUAGCGAGAUGUUCUCUGAUUAUCAAAUGGAUCGUACUGAGGAGUGGAAGCGGACAUCUAAGAGGCCACAGUCCUCAAGAAGCCUCGGAGGAUCAUCACGAUCUUCAACACCAACACGAGGGCGCUAUCAUGAGCCAUCUGGAAGUCCUGUCUUGGUCCAGACGGCCAAUAAUUGGCUAGCUGGCGGUAUGAAUGUUCAUCAUAUAGAGAAACUGACCAAUCGGAUGAAAAUUCAUCAUACUCCGGGAUGGAUGGAAGGAGUCAGUGGCCGGCGUCCACAAUCCGUCGGACCUAACAGAACAAGGAGUUUGCAAAAAACAGGUAACCGAAGAAAUAUCAAGUCAGCUGGGAUGUCAAGGGAUUCCUCUGGAAUGUAUACAGCUUCCCACAAGCCUACUCCAUCCCCAGCCUCCUCGGAUUAUAACUUCUCCCUCGUGGACCAGGCACCAGACUACCUGGACCAAGCUCGUCAGCAUAACUUCACUAGAUCAAUGACCCCACCCUACGGUGGCCGCCAAAGGCCACCAUCACCGCUUGGCAUGCAAAUAAAGUGAUGCUGGACUCUAAAUGCUAAAGCCCUAAAGCAGCUAAUGGUAAAAAAUGCAUUGGGUGCUGUGCUGAAGUUAGCAUUGGGUGCUGUGCUGAAGUUAGCAUUGGGUGCUGUGCUGAAGUUAGCAUUGGGUGCUGUGCUGAAGUUAGCAUUGGGUGCUGUGCUGAAGUUAGCAUUGGGUGCUGUGCUGAAGUUAGCAUUGGGUGCUGUGCUGAAGUUAGCAUUGGGUGCUGUGCUGAAGUUAGCAUUGGGUGCUGUGCUGAAGUUAGCAUUGGGUGCUGUGCUGAAAGCCUCUACUCCUGACGCCG
Molecule: messenger RNA, 3529 nt
Organism: Asterias rubens (European starfish)
Lineage: Eukaryota; Metazoa; Echinodermata; Asteroidea; Forcipulatida; Asteriidae
Exons: 25
Coding region: 52-3225 (1057 amino acids)
Molecular function (GO): protein binding
Source: RefSeq, a predicted model, not a curated record